UCGCGAGAGACUGGGCGGGAAAGCCCGCGGUGAUUUCCUAAGUGGAGUCGCUGAGGGGCGGCCGGCGCGUCACUGCCAUGGAUCCCUUCUUGGUGCUGCUGCACUCGCUGUCUAGCAGCCUGUCGAGCAGCGAUCUGAUGGAGCUAAAGUUCCUGUGCCGUGAGCGCGUGAGCAAACGAAAGCUGGAGCGUGUGCAGAGUGGCCUGGACCUGUUCUCAGUGCUGCUGGAGCAGAACGAUCUGGAGCGCACACGCACGGGGCUGCUGCGUGAGCUGCUGGCCUCGCUGCGCAGACACGACCUCCUGCAACGCCUGGACGACUUUGAAGCGGGGACGGCGGCCUCGGCCUCGCCGGGGGAGGCAGAUCUGCAGGUGGCCUUUGACAUCGUGUGUGACAAUGUGGGGAGAGAAUGGAAGAGACUGGCCCGCCAGCUGAAAGUGUCUGAGGUCAAAAUUGAUGGGAUUGAGGCGAAGUACCCCCGAAGCCUGAGUGAACAGGUAAGGGAGGCUCUGAGAGUCUGGAAGCUUGCCGAGAGGGAGACAGCCACGGUGGCUGGACUGGUAAAGGCGCUGCGGGCCUGCCGGCUGAACCUAGUGGCUGACCUGGUGGAAGAAACACUUCAGGCCCAGGGACCUGUGAAUGAGAGGGAGGACGUGUCCCCAGUGCUGUGGGACUCCACUGUGUCUUCCUCUGAAGCACCGUGACAAGCCUGCCGCUCCUGUCAGGAGUCACUGUGGACUUGACACACACUAUGAUACAUCACCAAGUGCCUUCUGUGCCCAGCGCCAAGAAGACCUUGUUGGUCCAGGCCGGAGCCCACUCACAAUCUUGUACCAGCUCCUGAAGUAAAGCUGUAUGUAUAGAACCUCUGCUUCCUGAGCUUUGGGGACACAUGGAGCCUCCCCUUCUGUUCUCCACUGCUGCUCCUUCCUCUGAGAGAAGUCCCUGGUCCUGCAAGGAGGAAGUUGGAGCUAAUGACACACAUGCUGAGAGCUUGAGAGCCUUCCUGCUGUUCUUUGGGGCAGGACACCAGCUCGGUUCAGAGCACUGGGCUGCCUCACAGUUGGCCAUGAGGACAUCUGUCCCAUAUCCUUGGAGGCCAUCAGAGAACAGCUCCUGAUCCCCAAACAAGUGUCACUUAACUUGCAGGAGCCUGGCACACUGCACCCUGGCACAUCAGCUCCUGCGAGAACUGAUUCUAAAGUUUACUACCUACCAAAAUUGCUGCCUCCGGGAGGGCUGUGGUGUAAAGGGUAGCUCCCCUGCUUCACUUGGUUUUGAAGCAAGUGCCUAGAUAUAGUGACUCACUCUGAAAUCCUAGCAUUUGAGAGAUGAGAAUUGCACUCCAUGGCAAUGUGAAUGAGGGCUUCUCACAAAAACAAAAGCAAGUGUCUUUACCUGGAAACACCCUUGUCACCCAGAAUUUCCACUCUGUUAAAGUCCCUUCUAAUCUCAGAAGUCCAGCAGGCUGACAGCAGUGUCUUUACAGCCCUAGGUGCUAAUUGUGAAUGGGUGGUGGGAUUUCCUGUCUGGUUUGCUUCACACCAACAGGGGGCUCUAUUUGCCACACUGGGUGGCCAACUAACCAUUGUCCCGACUUUCUAACCUUUGACUGGGCACACCUUUGAUCAUAGCACUCAGGGAGGCAGAGGCUGGUGGAUUUCUAAUCUGUGAGUUUGAAGACAGCCCGGUCUACAUAGCAAACUACAGCUGAGAGACACCACAUGGAAAGAUACUAUCUCAAAAGUUCAUGUCUGGAGUUGAUGCUCCUAGACCCAGGGUUUACCUGACAGAGUGAAGAGCUGCACCUCACCGUCCUAAACCUAGUGUUUGUGUCACAAGUGACCAGCCUGGGGCCUGUGCUUAAACAUUGACCAACCGUUUCUUGGCACUGAGGUUCUGUGCCCUCAUUUCCCCUUUUCUGCUCUCUUCAACCCCACUCCCCAUUAUUGUUGGUCCCUUCCUUAGACUGCACACUCCCCAGCCUCAAGCCUACUAAACUUUUCCCCAGCACCUAUCCCUAUGGCUGUGCUGCCUUGCGCAAACUCUUGGCACCAAGGCCUCUCCUGAUGACUCUGGGGACUCAUCCUGUUUUCUCUGACUCUAUGUCCCACCUGCCUGCAGCCACAACUCUCUUGACUCUCUAGAAUAUGCAUAGGCCUGUCCAAGGUCUCUGGUAGGUGUUUGCUGUGGUCCUCUCUAUCCCUCCCCCCCACCAUCAUUUUGAGGGCUUUUGGUUUGUUUUGAGAUAGGGCUUCCUGUAACCCAGAUAUAGCCUCAGGCUUAGAUUGGCCUCAAGCUCACCGAGUAACUGAAGUGGCCUUGAACUCCUUCCUGAUCACUCUGCCCCUGCUUCACAAGUGCCAUGAGUACCAGUGUGGCAGCCCUACUCAGGCCCAAGUCUUUAUACACUCCAGGCAGCCUGGGCAACCCUCCUGAGACUUGCUGAUGCCUUUUAAGUGUCCUGUGGCAAGUCAAAGGUUGAUGGACUUGGGUGUCACUUUUUUUUUUCCAAACAACUCAGGAGUACAAAAUUGCUCUCCAGAGAGCUCAGUUCGGAUGUGAGCAGGCCUGUGUCCUUCCAGAUUUAAGAGAAUGUUCCAUGGCUUUUAGAGCCCCCUCAUUGUGUCUCUUGCAGCAUUCCCCUCCCCUCUUCAAGUGACAGUUUAGUAUUGGGUCUUGGUUGCUGCUGCUACAGGGCUUGUGGGCCACCAGAGGAAUUUAUCCCUAUGUACAGAGUUCUUUGAGCCAUUUGGGGGGAUUAAAACAUGAGUAUCAUCAGGGUCAACACCCCACAAAUCUCCAUCUCCCCAGCUUGUGCCCAGUCUUGCCCUGGGCUCCUCUGCACCCCCCUGUUAAUGGCCAGUCAGAGCCAUGUACUCACAGGUGACUCUGUCCACCUGGCCUGCCCUUCAUUCCUCAGCUCCUACAGGACCUUGGCUCUUGCCCAUCCCCCACCAAGGGUUAGAACCACAGACCAGCCUGUUCCUAGAAGCCAGCCACCCUGCAUAUUUUUAGCUUCCUAUUUUUGAAUUCCACAAUCAUUUCUGAGUCAUCCAGCUGACUGCCUUCUGGUCACAAGGUCCCUGUGUGAACUAUGUUUCGAACCAGACAGUGGAACAUGAUGUGAUGGAAUGUGUGAUGUAGCCACCACGGACCAUGGUCUUCUAGUAGCUGAUGCAGAGGCAGUACUGGUUUGCUACAAGAUGUGCGCUAGGAAGCCCACGAAUCUUGAGUCAUGUGCUAAGUGGAGGCUGGCCUGAGGGAUGUUUGCCUGCCACAAGACUCAUCAAGGCUGCACUGAGCGAAAGCCAAGUGGCAGGCUUGAGUUUGUUUUGGUGUAGCCAGAACAGGACAGCAUCGUGGGCAUGUGUGUGGAAGUCCCCGGACUCCCAAAGCCAGAAUGGACUAGAGAUGAUGUAUUGCCCCUGUCCAUCAAAAUAAGGCGGACAUGCUGCUCAUACCUGGUAUCCCAACACUGGAGGCUGAAGCAGGAGGACUGCUGAAUUUUAAGACCAUCCUGAACUAAACAGACCUCACUCAUCUCAAACAAAGCCAGGUGUGACGUGGUGUAUACACCUGCAAUCCCAGCACUUGGGAGGCUGAGAGGAUCGGUUCCAGGUAUGGUCUCUUACUGAGUCCAAGUCCAGUCUAAGCUGCAUGAGACCCACCUCACUGCCAAAGAAACCCCACACUGCAUAUUUGGAUAGGCACAAACCCCACACUGCAUAUUUGGAUAGGCACAAACCCCACACUGCAUAUUUGGAUAGGCACAAACCCCAUACUGCAUAUUUGGAUAGGCACAGGACUCCUGUAGAGUGCAGAAGACAGUCCCUGUGCUCAGUAGUGAGUGCAGCAGACUUUUCAUUUAUUGGUGGUUAUGAGGUCUGGGAGAUUUCAGUGCAGUUUUUUAUAUGGAUAUGGCAGAGUUCCACUGUUAGUGAAAGCCCAGGACAGAGGCACUUUUUCCCAUGGGACUCCUGGUUGGAGGCAAUAGAACACAGCUAGUGCCCUCCAUAUAAGGUCACCAGUCAUCACUCAUACACUACAUUCCUCUCCCUCCUUUAGCUCACAGCUAAAACCCAGCUCAUAUACCCGAUGGCAGCUGAAACUGCCACCAACUUGACUGUAGACCCCAGGCUAAUCUUGUUCCUACCAUCCUUGUGUCCUUGAGGAACCAAUUCAAGCCCAUCCCAGCAGCUUGAGUAAAAUUUUUGCUUCCUCCAAGUUUGCACAGACACAUUGAAAGACCCAGUUGUCCCCCAACUUUCCCACGAGCAGGAAAAGCACUUGGAAAGAUCCUGAGGUUUCUUUUCGCUGGAAGGUCAACUUAGGCAGGGAUAGUCAUCCCUCUGGGGGCAAGUGUGUUCAUUGGUGCUGUAUCCAUCCAUGGUUUCCCUACAGCCCUGGCCCAAGACAGAGGAGAUACUCCCCACUUGUCAUAUUACCUCAGGCCCCCAGGGGGUGGAACUCCCCAAGCAAAUCAGUGACUGCUUGUACACACUCGUUUGUAACAGGCUCCCAUCCCAGACUGAGGCCUAGUUUAUAUGGUGCUGGGACUGGAACCAGGGGCUUUGUGCAUGCUAGGCAAGCACUUUACUGAUCUAUACCCAAGCCUGCAUUGGGGGAGCAUGCUGAGACCUUGCCAACCCCAAGGGACCAUUGUACAUAAGCCAUGCUCCUACCCCCUAAAAGUCCUUGCUCCAGGCACAACUACUUUAGACAGCCUAUCAGGCCCAAGCCUGGAUGCCUUCAUUGACUGCAGCCAUCUUCAACCCUUGGAAUUCAAUGGAAACUUCUGUGCUUGGUAUAGAUACAUUGUUCCAUUUGAGUGCUACACCCUUGCCCUAAUACCCUUUGCUGCUUCCUGAUGUUGCAACAUUAGGCCCAAUAAAAGGCUUUUUCUCUAGAAGCAGGAGCAGCCACUGUUUCACAGCAGCAAUUUUAGCAGCAGGAGGCUGGGGCAAGAAGCUGGUCACUGUAGGUUCUUGAGAACUGCCAGCUCUUGUAGGAUGCAGGCGCCCAGAGUUCGGGAGCUGUAGAAUAGCCACUGCUAAUGCUGCUAUUGAUGGCUGUAAGCAAUAGGAGGUGUGUCCUUUCAGCCCAUGUGGCACAUGCUAAAAUUUAUUAUUGGGUGUGUGGGCAUUCCUGAUGUAAUGUGCAGGUGUAGGUCAGGGAACAACUAGGUGGAAUUAGUUUUCUUAUAUCAUCUUUCUGUAGGUUCUAGGGAUAUAACUCAGGUUUCCAGGCUUGCAGAGCAAAUGCCUUUACCACAUAAGCCAUCUCACCUGCCUUGAGGAUGUUUUUUGUUUUUGUAUUCUUGUUAUUUGUUUGCUUGGUAACUUGACCAUAAUUCUGUAGUGAAUUUUGGAGAUAACAUCUUCUCUGGAUGUCUGAAGGUUGGACACUGCCCCUGGAGCCAUCAGUCUCUUCCUCUGAGGCCUGUAGUCAUCCCUGUCCUGGAGGGGCUUGGAGCUCUAAGCCUGUCUUUGGUAGCACUGUCCUGGCCUUCACCUCCUGAUGGCUCUGUACUACAGCCUUCUGGAUGGUAUAUCUGGUGGGGAGAUUGUGCUUGCAACCUUCAAGCACCUCUCUAGCUUCAGCCUCAGCAGAAGGAGCAAUAGGAGACUCAGCCAGUGAGAAACAACUAGGAUGGUGUAUGUGGACAAUGGUGGGAGGAGGGCUUGGGGUAUAUACAGUGACAGCAGUAGGGAGCAGUCUAGGGAGCCUUACAGGCUUGGCACAGGAGGGAUCCUGGACUGGUGGUCUUCGGUUCUAUACGGAAGCAGACUGAGCAUGUCAGUGAGCAACACCCAUGGCCUCUGCAUCAGGUUCCUGUCCUGACUUCCUUCAGUGAUGGACUAUGAUGUGAAAGUGUAAGCCGAAUAAACCUUUUCCUCCCCAA
Mesocricetus auratus (golden hamster) is the source of this 5905-nucleotide messenger RNA. It is a transcript of the gene Fadd, whose product is annotated as Fas associated via death domain. The coding region runs from base 78 to 704 and encodes 208 amino acids. Lineage: Eukaryota; Metazoa; Chordata; Mammalia; Rodentia; Cricetidae. The transcript is spliced from 2 exons. Gene Ontology annotation, biological process: regulation of apoptotic process; signal transduction. The record is from RefSeq and is a predicted model, not a curated record. Gene Ontology annotation, molecular function: protein binding.